This is a messenger RNA of Rhinolophus ferrumequinum (greater horseshoe bat), 3226 nucleotides long. It is a transcript of the gene TACR2, whose product is annotated as tachykinin receptor 2. NCBI's taxonomy places the organism in Eukaryota, Metazoa, Chordata, Mammalia, Chiroptera, Rhinolophidae. Gene Ontology annotation, cellular component: plasma membrane; sperm midpiece. Bases 508 to 1818 code for a protein of 436 amino acids. The record is from RefSeq and is a predicted model, not a curated record. The transcript has 5 exons. Gene Ontology annotation, biological process: G protein-coupled receptor signaling pathway; positive regulation of flagellated sperm motility. Gene Ontology annotation, molecular function: substance K receptor activity.
AGCAGGGGUGGGACGAGGGGCGGGAGCCAAAGUCCCAUUUCUGAGCAGGCAGCACCUCUGCCAAGGCCCUCGCCCUCUCCACAAGAGAGAGCCGUGGGGAAGGCAGUGCUCUAAAGGCUGGUAGCCCGGCGGGCACCCCAAAGCCUGGAGAGACAGCCGGCCGUGCAGCUGACCCAUUAAAUCCAAAAACUACUGCUGUGCGCUCAUCUGAUCCAAGAUGUUUCCUGAAUAGAAGGAGGAAGGACCUGGGUUUGCGUCCUGGCUUGUCACCACCUGACUGAGUGACCUGGGCUCAUCACACCCCCUCUUGGAAUUUGUUUCUCCAUUUCAGCAGUGAAGGGGUUGCCUCACGGUGUACAGAUGUCUCCUGUUCUGAAAUGGUGUCUUGGAUUCUAGACUUUCACGUGAUAUUGGAGAAGUCUGGCCAGGGCAUGGGAAUCUGAAGUGCCAAUGGCCCUGGGCCCCGCUCUCUGCUCAGCCUGACUCAUCUCUGCUUGAGACUUGGGAAUGACCCCCAGCUCCCCUACGCACCUGGCUUUGCACCUACUCCUCUCUCUCCCACAUACUCACGCCCCAGAGGACUUCUCUUCCAUCGCCGGGCAGGGCACCAGGGCCCAGCAGGAGCAGAGGAGCCAGACCCCUGUCCCAGACCCAGAGGCAGCCAUGGGGGCCUGUGCCAUUGUGACUGAUGCCAACAUCUCCUCUGGCCUUGAGAGCAAUGCCACGGGCAUCACGUCCUUCUCCAUGCCUGGCUGGCAGCUGGCACUGUGGGCUGCCGCAUACCUGGCCCUCGUGCUGGUGGCUGUGACGGGCAACGCCACCGUCAUCUGGAUCAUCCUGGCUCAUCCAAGGAUGCGCACGGUCACCAACUACUUCAUCGUCAACCUGGCCCUGGCCGACCUCUGCAUGGCUGCCUUCAACGCCGUCUUCAACUUCAUCUACGCCAGCCACAACAUCUGGUACUUCGGCCGUGCCUUCUGCUACUUCCAGAACCUCUUCCCUGUCACAGCCAUGUUCGUCAGCAUCUACUCCAUGACUGCCAUCGCCGCCGACAGGUACAUGGCCAUCGUACACCCCUUCCAGCCACGGCUCUCAGCACCCGGCACCAGGGCAGUCAUUGCUGGCAUCUGGUUGGUGGCCCUGGCCCUCGCCUUCCCCCAGUGCUUCUACUCUACCAUCAUCAUGGACCAGGGAGCCACCAAGUGUGUGGUGGCCUGGCCUGAAGACAACGGUGGCAAGAUGCUCCUUUUGUACCACCUUAUAUUGAUCGCCCUCAUCUAUUUCCUACCUCUCGCGGUGCUGUUUGUCGCCUACAGCGUCAUCGGCCACACGCUCUGGAGACGCACGAUCCCCGGGUACCAUGCGCACGGUGCCAACACGCAUUACCUGCAAGCCAAGAAAAAGUUUGUGAAGACCAUGGUGCUGGUUGUGGUGACAUUUGCCAUCUGCUGGCUGCCCUACCACCUCUACUUCAUCCUGGGCAGCUUCCAGGAGGACAUCUACUGCCACAAGUUCAUCCAGCAGGUCUACCUGGCGAUCUUCUGGCUGGCCAUGAGCUCCACCAUGUACAAUCCCAUCAUCUACUGCUGCCUCAACCGCAGGUUUCGCUCUGGAUUCCGGGUAGCUUUCCGCUGCUGCCCUUGGGUCACACCGACCGAGGAGGAUAAGAUUGAGCUGACUCACACUCCGUCCCUCUCCAGGAGAGUCAACAGGUGUCACACUAAAGAGACUUUAUUCAUGAAUGGGGAUGUGGCCCCUUCCGAGACUACCAACGGGCAGAGUGGGGGUCCCCCAGAUGGAGCAUCUGCUGAACUCUGAAGCCUUAUGCUUGGCUGCAGGGUGAGGCUUAGCAUCCUUCGAGCGGUAGCCGCUUAGGAGGACCAGAUCUGAAAGUUUGGCCCAUGUGUCACCCUUCGAUACAUCAAAGGAAAAACAAGAUGGGGCCAGGAACGCUACCGUGGAUGGUGACUCUAAAAGGACCCAGCCGUCCCUUUCAGACAGUGCUUUACGAGAAACGAGAGUCAAAGAAGACACUGUGCGCUAAUGCUUAUCUAAUGCAGGAGUGGCAAGUUCAGACGCCUUCUUGGGGCAACAAUGUAAUGAGUAAAUAGGAUCCAGUAUAAAAGAAAAACUGCAAAUAUGAUGAUAAAAGGCAACUGGCUUCCAAUGUUGGGAUAACACGGAAUGGUGGAGACUGUGGCAAACUGAAGGGUAUAGGCUUCCAAAGGGACAGUCGCUGAUCAGCUCUGUACAAAUGUUGCCAUGUGGUAAUGGGAGCCCAUUGUUGCUGCAUCUUCUAAAUCAAGAGAAGCUACAAGUGCACAUUUGUGAGAUUUCUAGACUUAAAAAAUUUUGUUCACAUCUUUAUCAGUGUUGGGUAAACCAAAGCAAACACACCUGCAGGCAGCACCCAAUGAUGACACUGAUUCAUUAUCAGGUUAAAGGACACAAGGGAAGAAGCUUCUUAUUUGGCAAAGCCUGUGAGUCAAUCCGGGGCUUCUCUGCCUCAGCAUCUAAGAACUCAAGCUCCAGCCCAGGGUAGAUGCUGGUUAAGAGUCAAAGGGAUUGAAGAAUUGAAAAAAAAGGAGUCAAAAGCGGUGUUGCCUCAGACCAGUCAUCCUGACCCUCUGCCUCUACCUCACAGAGAUGCUGUGAGAAUGACAGAAGUGAUGCCUAGAAACUACCAGGCCAAACACGGAUUAAGUGCUCAACAGUCAGCAGCCAUCGUUUUUACUACCAUGCCAGCUGUUUUACACGAAUGCCUCCGCAAGGCAGCAACACAACUCGCACCCGCAUUUCCACAGUGAGAAGGGGGCAGGCAGACAAUACCAACUGUCUUGACUCCCAGAAAGCUCCAGUCUAAUCAUUCUGUUUGCCGACUCACCCUCCAUGCCCCAGGGUCCCUCCAGAACCAUGUUACACUAUAAUUGCACAUCCGUAGAGUUUAAUGUUAUCUGUAUUCUCCACAAAGAUCACUGUGCCAUGGGCACCAGCAGUGUCAAAUAAAGGGACUCUGGUCUUGCCAAACCAAGUGAGCAUUCAAUCAGUCCUGGGGGAAGCCACCUAGAGCUGUAGUCACGGCUUGGGAGACUCACAUGGCACCUAAUCACAAAGGACCAGAAUAUGGACUGAUGUGGGAUCCACCAAUGGACCGAGGGUGAAUCCAAAAUGGUGGAACAGCAACCUUGAGGUGGGGUAGGGACGCAAGGCUCCAAUAAGGGCUCGU